Molecule: messenger RNA, 1227 nt
Organism: Miscanthus lutarioriparius
Lineage: Eukaryota; Viridiplantae; Streptophyta; Magnoliopsida; Poales; Poaceae
Source: the annotation of a GenBank genome assembly
AUGGAUAAAACAUGGAUUGAUGAUAAUGCUAGAAAGUGUGUAAACUCAUUUUGGAAAGAGGCAAGUGAAGUCCCAGAGCACUUGAUAUGUGAUGGGUUUCUAAAAGGGUAUAGAACAUGGAACUUACAUGGAGAAGCUAGCUCUUCUGUGAAUUAUGGGAAUUGUGAUGCUACUGAGGUCAUAGAGGAUUCUAGUGAGAAUGAUGAAAUAUAUGAUUUGCUUAGAGACUUAGCCGCCGGUCUAGAUGAUAGAGGAGAUUUUGAAGACAAUAGUUCAACUUUGGAGACUUGUCCUGAACUAGUUGCCCUUCAAAAGUUAGUACCAGAAAAUAGCAAAGAGCUAUACCCAAAUUGCAAGAAAUAUACACAACUAAGCCCAAGGUCUACAGAAAAUGUUGAUGCACAUCAUCAUGAUGCUCAUUUCGAAGAAGAUGAAGAUUGUGGAGAUAAUGAAGACCAUGACACAUGUCCCGAGUGCACCCCCAACGAUACAGCCCCUGUUGCGCAGCACCAUGCACCCUUGUCUAGUCACCGCUUCCCCAACAAUGCAACCCCUACAGUCCAGCACGAUGUAGCACAUGAAGAGCAGCCCCAUGCAACCUCAUCCCGUCAGUGUAUCCCCAUCAAUGUUCUUCCUGCAGUCCAGCCUGAUGCAACCCAUGAAGUGCAACCCGAUGCAGCAAAACAAGCAAAGACAGUGCAACCCCAGGUUGGAAUUAAUGUGAUAUUAUAUGAAGUGGUGAGAUCCGAUGCACGUGUGGCUCUGGGAACAAUUAUUUCAACAAAUCCUAAAACCAUUAUUGGAGGUGUAGCUCUUGGAAAGCAAUAUUGUGAAGUUGUGAAUCAUGUGCUGAAAAGGGAUGCAACUCUGCCUCGCACUUAUCCUAGUGUGGAAAAGAUGGCUGAUGCUCAUAGAUUGUCGAUUACAUGGCCAUACAAUAGAGUUAAACAACAGGCAUCAAAAUCGGUUAGGAAGGCAUCAAAAUCGCCACAAGGUGUUUCAGAAAUCCUAAAGAUAAGACAGCUUGGUCAACAAAACACACAAAGAGUUGUUGAGGAGAACUGGAAGCUACGGUCCGAUAUCCAGGACAUGGUGGAUGCACUUGAUGCAAGAAACAAACAAAUUAAGGAGUCAGAACAUGACAAAAAGAAUCUUGAGCAGGAGAAGCUAAAGGUGGACAAUUGCUUUCAUCUGAGGCAAAAUGUUUUAUCAACAAUAAUUAUGUAA